AUGGCUGCACCUCUCCAUCUACACCUUGCAUCUCUUGAUGAUGACGACCCAUGGAUUGUUGAACAGAAAUACUUCGCGAUCCUAGACAACUCUUUACAGCCAGAUAGUCAGGUUUCAGCUGCAGAAGCUGCAACUGGGUUAAAUGAGCUCACCCCAAUGAACCGUAAGGCAAACGGCGAAGAGGCAGAGGAGCCCGUAAGCUGGUGCUUAGAGUUUUGGGGAACAAUCAACGAACUCGUGAAGCAAAUUCCUUAUGAUCAUCCCUCACAAGACAAGAUGGUUGAGAUCAUCCAAGAGUUGAAAGCCUUACCCGGAGUGGAAGUUCCAGUUUCCAACACGACAAGACGGAUUUGGACAGACCUUCCAUAUUUAGUGGAGGUAUGGUUCGAGUAUGCUGUUAACAUCAGACCUAAGGAUGGACCAUUGGAAUUUGAGAGAUGGAUAAAUUGGCAGGCAUUUUCAGCCCGUGCCCUCCAAGCUGGCUUAGCAGACUGGUUUCGUCUGGCAACCCGGUGCUUCCGUCAUACAUUCGAAGAGGAGCACCUUCAAGGAAAUGAAUUUUCGGAGUCUCUUAUCCGCGGCGCGGCGCAGUGGAUUGAGUAUUCCGGCGAAAGGCUCUUUCAAUCCCUUGACAAGUUACCUAAGUUUAUUGAUCUGAAACCCGGAAAACUAUAUACAGGAAAAAUGGACCUAUCCCGUGAGAGAUGGGACUUCUGGGAAGCAAGUUUCCGUGCCUGUGCGGGAAACGAGACUUUUACGGCGGAAACUGUGUUGAUUUGUGAUAAGGCUGCGCAGAAAAUGGCCGCAAUUGCUGCAAACACGGAUGGCAGUGACGAGCAGGGUUGUGACGAGGCGGCAACAUCCCAAUAA
Penicillium griseofulvum is the source of this 870-nucleotide messenger RNA. Its product is annotated as DUF3632 domain-containing protein. The record is from RefSeq and is a predicted model, not a curated record. Bases 1 to 870 code for a protein of 289 amino acids. The transcript is spliced from 3 exons. Lineage: Eukaryota; Fungi; Ascomycota; Eurotiomycetes; Eurotiales; Aspergillaceae.